Molecule: messenger RNA, 381 nt
Organism: Dibothriocephalus latus
Lineage: Eukaryota; Metazoa; Platyhelminthes; Cestoda; Diphyllobothriidea; Diphyllobothriidae
Source: the annotation of a GenBank genome assembly
AUGUACGACCUUACCAGCUUAUCCAAGUUUAGGGUAGACCUCGAAGCACAGCGUCUAGGUGGUGUAGUUUCCGCCUAUGUAACUCUCUUUCCUAUGCCUGCAACGUACUUCUGUAGCUUCGCGACACAAAAGAACAACACCAAAGGUGCGUCGGAACCUCCAGCCAAAAUCCAUCACUUUCCGGCCGCUCCUAACGGUGGUCACUACCAGCAGCAGCAUCAGCCGCAGCAACAUCAACAUCAGGCUGCCGUUGCUCCGCGUCGACGCGCCAACUCCCAUCGUCUGACAGACGCUCAAGUCUUCGACCGUUUACGCGCCAUUGUCAGUCCCGGAGAUCCCCUCCAAAAGUAUCAACUUGUGGAGAAGAUAGGUCAGGGGUAA